AUGAAGGGGGACAAGCUGCGCCUUGCGCGGCUUUCGCUGCUGCUCUUGCAAGCCACAGUAGUCUUUAGUCGGACGGCUUUCGAAAAGCUUACGGAUGUGGACUUCUCAGGAAUAGCUUAUUACACAGUGCGCAAUCUAUCAUUGUACGAGUGUCAGGGAUGGUGUCGGGAGGAACCUGACUGCCAGGCGGCUUCCUUCAGCUUCGUCCUAAACCCGUUAACACCAGUGCAAGAAACACGUUGCCUAUUGCAGAAUGACACGCAAGCCAACAAUCCUAUGGCAACGCCUCAGCGGUCGGUGAACACGUACUACAUGGUGAAGCUGCAAGUGCGGACAGAUAACGUGUGCUUACGUCCCUGGGCGUUCGAGCGGGUCCCAGGCAAAACACUUCGGGGGCUCGACAACUCGAUCAUCUACACGUCCACUAAAGAAGGCUGUCUAGCAGCCUGCCUUAAUGAGAAAAAGUUCCCGUGUCGUUCAGCGGAGUACGAGUACGGCAGCAUGAGAUGUUCACUGAGCGACUCGGACAGGCGAACAGGACAACACUUUGUGCAACUUGUGGACACACCCGGCACCGACUACUUCGAGAAUUUGUGCCUGAAGGCGGCACAGGCGUGCAAGGGCCAAAGAGUGUUCAGCGCGCCACGGAUCGGUGUUGCCGAAGACAAGGUGGCCCAGUAUGCUGGAUUGCACUACUACACCGAUAAGGAAUUACAGGUAACAUCCGAAGCAGCUUGCCGACUAGCAUGCGAAAUCGAAUCCGAGUUCCUGUGUCGGUCGUACCUGUACAUGGGACCUCCUCAUUCCGCUGCAUACAACUGCCGAUUGUAUCACUUGGACCAUCACACCUUGCCUGAUGGACCCUCAGCUUAUCUCAACGCAGAAAGGCCUUUAAUCGACGAUGGGGAGCCUACUGGAAAAUACUUCGAGAACUUCUGUGAAAAGCCACCUAACAACUCUAAUCCACCCGGCGAGCUUCCAGUUACAAUUGAACACCAGCAAGACACCACUACGUCCAGCAAUUUGACGAGGAACAACGAUAACUGUGACAAGACUGGUACUUGCUAUAAUGUGUCAGUCCUUUGCAAGGAUACCAGAAUAGCCGUACAGGUGCGUACGAACAAACCGUUUAAUGGACGUAUCUACGCUUUAGGACGUUCUGAGACCUGUAACAUUGAUGUUCUCAACAGCGACUUGUUCCGACUUGAUCUUACCAUGGCUGGCCAGGACUGCAAUACUCAGAGUGCUACUGGAGUGUAUUCCAACACAGUUGUUCUUCAACAUCACAGCGUCGUUAUGACAAAGGCGGAUAAGAUUUACAAAGUCAAGUGCACAUACGACAUGAGUUCUAAAAACAUAACAUUCGGAAUGGUGCCAAUCAGGGAUCCGGAUAUGAUUUCUAUUACUGCUGCGCCUGAAGCGCCUCCGCCACGCAUCCGUAUCUUGGAUGCUCGCCAACAAGAGGUCGAGACCGUUCGUAUUGGAGACAGACUUACCUUCCGCAUCGAAAUUCCCAAAGACACUCCUUACGGCAUAUUCGCGCGCAGUUGUGUGGCUAUGGCGAAAGAUUCCAAGAGUACUUUCCAGAUUAUUGACGAUGAAGGAUGCCCCUUGGACCCCUCGAUUUUCCCAGCAUUCACACCUGACGGUGAUGCUCUUCAAUCCGUGUACGAAGCUUUCCGAUUCACAGAAUCUUAUGGUGUCAUCUUCCAGUGUAAUGUCAAGUAUUGUCUCGGACCUUGUGAACCGGCGGUGUGUGAAUGGGGUCGGGAUUCUUUGGAGUCUUGGGGCAGAAAGAAACGUUCGCUGCCUCACAACGGGACAACCGAAGCACACAGUCAAGAAGAAGAUACGAAUAUCUCACAAGAAAUUAUAGUGUUGGACUUUGGUGAUGAGAGGCAAAGCACGGACUUCCUUCGCUCCGACAAGCCUGGUGGUGUGGCGUCUGAGGCAAACUUUGGAGAAAAAACUGUCACGAUCGUGGAACCCUGCCCCAGCAAGGCGUCAGUCCUUCUUCUAGGAGUCGCGUGUGCUCUGCUGGUUCUGCUAUACAUCGCGACGAUUUUCUGUUACUACAUGCGCAAGUGGCUGGCACCACCCAAGCACAUGUCAUAA
Messenger RNA from Arctia plantaginis, 2115 nucleotides. The record is from the annotation of a GenBank genome assembly. NCBI's taxonomy places the organism in Eukaryota, Metazoa, Arthropoda, Insecta, Lepidoptera, Erebidae.